CUCCCAAAGUGCUGGGAUUACAGGCUUGAGCCACCGCGCCCGGCCGAAGGUUUUAAAUUCUAAUAGUAACAUGUUGGAACGCCGUUUGGGUUACUUAAGACAAAAGGGAUGUGUCCGCCUUGCAGCGCUGGGCUCCAGUCAAGACGUGCAUUCUCGCACCCACCCUCAGCUGGGGGGCGUGGGAGGAGGCGGGGAACCGGGGAGGGGCGGGUGUCGCAGGAGGGAAGGAGCGAAUGAGCGAACCGUAGACCGUCGUCCUGAGAGAAAUGACAUCCGCAAAAUGGUGGACCGCUUCUCCCGCUUCUACGAGGACCGACACUUCCUGGUAAUCACUUUGGUCGAUAUAAGGACACUUGGAAAUUUAACAAGCAUCGCUCAACAAGCCUGGGACCGACACUAACACACGCGCUCCAGCCUCCUCCUGCCUCCCGGCCCAAAGAUGGCAGCUCUCAAAUUCCUCUCCUCCGGGCUUCAGCUCUGUGCCUCUGCCCAUGGAUCCGGGGGAGCCUGGUACAAGGGAUGUGUUUGCUCCUUUUCCACCAGCGCUCAUUGCCAUAACAUACUAAGUUUUAUACAGAUCCAGUGGAAGCUGUAAAAGACAUCGCUGAUGGUGUAACCGUUCUGGUUGGUGGUUUCCAGCUAUGUGGAAUUCCAGGGAACCUUACAGGUGCUUUACUAAAAACUGGAGUAAAAGGACUAACUGCAGUCAGUAACAAUGCAAGGGUUGACUACUUUGGUUUGGACCUUUUGCUUUCGUCCAAUCAGAUAAAACGUAUGGUUUCUUCAUAAGUGGGAGAAAAUGAGGAAUUUGAACGACAGUACUUAUCUGGUAAAUUAGAAGUGGAACUGACACCACAGGGCACACAUGCAGAGACGAUCCGUGCAGGUGGGGCUGGAGUUCCUGCAUUUUAUACCCCCACAGGAUAUGGGACCUUGGUAUAAGAAGGAGGAUCGCCCAUCAAUUACAACAAAGAUGGCAGUGUUGCCACUGCCAGUAAGCCAAGAGAGGUGAGGGAGCACUUUAUUUUGGAGGAAGCAAUUACAGGGGAUUUUGCUUUGGUGAAAGCUUGGAAGGCAGACCAAGCAGGAAACGUGAUUUUCAGGAAAAGUGCAAGGAAUUUCAACUUGCCAAUGUGGAAAGCUGCAGAAACCAUGGUGGUAGAGGUUGAAGAAAUUGUGGAUAUUGGAGCAUUGCUCCAGAAGACAUCCAUAUUCCACAGAUUUAUGUAUAUUGCCUUAUAAAGGGAGAAAAAUAUGAGAAAAGAAUUGAGCAUUUAUCAAUCCAGAAAGAGGGAGAUGGCGAAGCCAAAUCUGCUAAACCUGGAAAUGACGUAAGGGAACGAAUCAUCAAGAGGGCCGCUCUUGAGUUUGAGGAUGGCAUGUAUGCUAAUUUGGGCAUAGGAAUCUCUCUCCUGGCCAGCAACUUUAUCAGCCCAAAUAUGACUGUUCAUCUUCAAAGUGAAAAUGGAGUUCUGGGUUUGGGUCUAUAUCCAGGACAACAUGAAGCUGAUGCAGAUUUAAUCAAUGCGGGCUAGGAAACAGUUACUGUUCUUCUAGGAGCCUCUUUAUUCUCCAGCAAUGAAUCAUUUGCAAUGAUUAGAGGGGGACAUGUCGAUCUAAUAAUGCUAGGAGCCAUGCAGAUUUCCAAAUAUGGUGACCUAGCCAACUGGAUGAUACAUGGGAAGAUAGUGAAAGGAAUGGGAGGUGCUAUGGAUUUAGUGUCCAGUGCCAAAAGCAAAGUGGUGGUCACCAUGAAGCACUCUACAAAGGGAAAUGCACAUAAAAUCAUGGAGAAAUGUACAUUACCAUUGACUGGAAAGCAAUGUGUCAACCGGAUUAUUACUGAAAAGGCUAUGUCUGAUGUGGACAAGAAGAAAGGGCUGACUCUGAGCUCUGGGAAGACCUGACAGUGGAUGACAUACAGAAGGGUACCGGGUGUGAUUUUGCAGUUUCACCAAAAC
Molecule: messenger RNA, 1961 nt
Organism: Cebus imitator (Panamanian white-faced capuchin)
Lineage: Eukaryota; Metazoa; Chordata; Mammalia; Primates; Cebidae
Exons: 1
Coding region: 71-400 (109 amino acids)
Source: RefSeq, a predicted model, not a curated record